Messenger RNA from Beta vulgaris subsp. vulgaris (sugar beet), 678 nucleotides. RefSeq lists its product as uncharacterized. The record is from RefSeq and is a predicted model, not a curated record. The coding region runs from base 1 to 678 and encodes 225 amino acids. NCBI's taxonomy places the organism in Eukaryota, Viridiplantae, Streptophyta, Magnoliopsida, Caryophyllales, Amaranthaceae. The transcript has a single exon.
AUGAAUGCAAGCCCCAAAGUUAAACAUUUCCUUUGGAGAUCCUACACGAAUUCUCUUCCUACUCGUGCUCUUCUAAAAACCCGACACCUACUUGACGAUGAUGCAUGCCCUUGGGGCUGUGGCGCCAUUGAAACUACUUGUCAUGCUUUGUUUGAAUGUCCUCGUGUGCUCGAGCUUUGGCAGGACCUGGCGUGUGAAGAGCUUUGUUUUAAUUCCUCAAAUCUUGGGAUGUGUGAUUUGGUAGAAAGCCGGAAGAAUUGUGAAAAGGCAACCCUAUCUCGUGGCAUAUAUUUGGCUUGGUGCAUAUGGUCCGAAAGAAAUUUAUGGGUCUUUCAAGGGAAGCGCACACCGAAUCAUGUAAUUGUCUCUCGUGUGCAGCGGCUCGUGGAUGAAUAUGGCAAAUUUACGGCUCGUAUCUACUGCACCAAAGCAGCGUCCUGUGUGCCUAGUGCAACGGUCUGGCGAGCUCCCCCUCUUGGUUUGCUGAAAUUGAAUGUUGAUGCAUGUCUUGCGGAUGUUGGAUGGGUUAGUUUAGGCGUGGUAGGUCGAGAUUCUCUGGGCAUGUUGUAUUCGCGGCCACUCGGCGGGUUAAGGCUUUUUGGAGCCCAGAAGUUGCCGAAGCAAAGGCAAUUCAAAUGGGUGUUCGACUUGGUCUUCGAUUUGGAGUUAGGGACAUGA